AUGCAGUUCAAGACCCUCAUUUCUCUCGGCCUCAUGGGCAGCUGCGCCGUGGCUCUGCCGGGCUCUUGGUCCUCAGCCUCCUCCUUUUGGACCUCAGCCUCUUCAUCCGCUACUCCUACUCCUUCCAUCGGUCCCCUUGACGGCCCUCCCGCCGUCCAGGCUGCCGAGUCGAAGUUCUACGCCGACUACAACAGCUUCCUGGCUGCCCCCAGUGGCUCUGCCAAGCAGGCCCUCUACUCCAAGCUGAACCCCGACCUGCAGGCCAUCCAAUCUGCGAAGGCCGCUGCCUGGUCCUCUUCUGCCGUGGCUCCCACUGUCUCGGCCACCCCUACUCCUCGCCGUUAA
This is a messenger RNA of Penicillium chermesinum, 345 nucleotides long. RefSeq lists its product as uncharacterized. The transcript has a single exon. The record is from RefSeq and is a predicted model, not a curated record. Bases 1 to 345 code for a protein of 114 amino acids. NCBI's taxonomy places the organism in Eukaryota, Fungi, Ascomycota, Eurotiomycetes, Eurotiales, Aspergillaceae.